This is a messenger RNA of Phragmites australis (common reed), 1195 nucleotides long. RefSeq names its product protein DEHYDRATION-INDUCED 19 homolog 2-like. Bases 234 to 908 code for a protein of 224 amino acids. The record is from RefSeq and is a predicted model, not a curated record. The transcript has 5 exons. NCBI's taxonomy places the organism in Eukaryota, Viridiplantae, Streptophyta, Magnoliopsida, Poales, Poaceae.
UUCACCCAAUACCCAGCCUCCCACGGCCACAUAGCCACCCACACUUCUCUCCCUCUCCCUCCUCCCUCGUGUCGGUGUCUCCCUCUCUCUCCCCUGCUCCCACCCGCCGCAAAACCCUAGCCCUAAACGUCUAACCCGCCGAUCGCCGCGGCCGCCGCCGUCCUCCUGCUAUCGCGAGCACCGGUUGGCCCCCCCGGCUCGGCCAAGAAUCCCGCGGCCCCGGCUGCGCCGCCAUGAACAUGGACGCGUACGAGCGGCUCACCGCCGAGACCAGGCGCCGCGGCUCGUGCUUCGAUGCCCUGAUCGGGCUGGAGGAGGUCGACGGGAGCGACGACGAGGGGGAGGAGCGUGCGGCGGCGGGUGUGGUGGACGAAUUGCCGUGUCCGUUCUGCGGCGAGGAGUUCGACGUGGUCGGGCUGUGCUGCCACAUCGACGACGAGCACCACGCGGAGGCCAGUGCCGGGGUAUGCCCAAUUUGUACAGAUAGGGUUGGGAUGAAUUUGGUUGGGCACAUCAAGUCACAGCAUCCAGGUUUCUUGAAGGAUAAGUGGAGAAACCGGCGAGAUUCCUCUGAGUCGCAUUAUUCAACACUUGCCUUAUUGAAGAAAGAUCUACAUGAGAGGAACCUGCAGCCCCUUUUUGGUGGAUUUUCGCGUGCCACCUCAAUCAGCACAGUACCUGAUCCUUUACUGUCCUCUUUUGUUGGUAACUUCUUUGAAGUAGAAUUGCCAAAGGAUGCUGAGAAAGAGUCCUUAGACGAAACAGACGAGGAAAGUGCUUCGUUUGAGCAGAAAGCAGCAGAGAGCGCUGAUGAGCCUCUCCUCCCUGAGGUUAAGGAGGAGCGAACUAGGAGGAGCCAAUUUGUGCAGGGGCUCGUCUUGUCCCUGAUGUUUGAUGACAUCUUGUGAAGAAUAACUCAAAAAUUGAUUGAGAAGACAGCUCUUGCUACCAGCAAACAGACCUUACACCGAGGGCAAGCUCAUGAGUGCACCUAGACAUUGGUGUAUAUGUACACCUAGUACUCAUAUUAUGUACAUAUAUUGGUACUUAAACAAUAGAAUCAAUGCUUGUACUUCAAAUUGUUCAACCUACUUCCUGCAACAAUAACCCGCGCAAUCGCUGGUAUUGUGACAUCGAUUCUAAAUCGCGUACCAAAGUUUAUCUAGUGAAAUAUUAUAAUAUUAGAUUUAUAGUA